CUGGCCAUGUGAAGCAGGACUUGGUUUUGAUCUUGGAAACUCCAGUCAUUAGAUUUGCGAGCUUCUCACGGAGGCUGAUUCGGAUUCUUCUAAGGUAGUACUCUAGUUUUGAUUCUGGUUUAGAGUCUUCUCCGGCCACUUCAGGUGAAAGUAGCGUGAGAGUUAAGUGGAUUUGGCUGAUCUCGGGUCGGUAUGAACGCGCUUUUGAAGAAGAGCGGCGGAAAGAACGCGUGCGAGGAUGGAGCCGCCAGGGACGCGACGAAGACCGCGGACGCCGGAGCACAGCACACGGUGUACCCCAAACUGGAGAUCAGAAGAAACGCAGUGACGGACGAUUAUAAAGUCUCCAGCCAGGUGCUGGGCCUGGGCAUCAAUGGCAAGGUGCUGGAGUGUCACAGCAAGCGGAGCGGGGAGAAGUGCGCGCUGAAGAUCUUGUACGACAGCCCGAAAGCGAGACGAGAGGUGGAGCUGCACUGGCGGGUGUCUGGAGGGCCGCACAUCGUGCGCAUCAUCAGUCUGUAUGAAAACAUGCAUCAUGGGAAGAAGUGUCUGCUGAUCAUCAUGGAGUGCAUGGAGGGGGGAGAGCUGUUCAGUCGCAUCCAGGCUCGGGGAGACCAGGCCUUCACUGAGAAAGAGGCAUCAGAGAUCAUGAGAGACAUCGGCACGGCCACUGAGUACCUUCACAAUCUCAAUAUUGCUCAUCGAGACAUCAAGCCGGAGAAUCUGCUGUACACCUCAGAAGACCGCAAUUGCGUGCUCAAGCUUACAGACUUUGGGUUUGCUAAAGAGACCACAGUACACAACCCGCUCCAAACGCCCUGUUUCACGCCCUACUACGUGGCUCCUGAAGUUUUAGGACCAGAGAAAUACGACAAGUCAUGUGACAUGUGGUCGUUGGGUGUCAUCAUGUACAUUCUGCUGUGUGGCUUCCCGCCUUUCUACUCCAAAACUGGCCAGGCCAUCUCUCCGGGCAUGAAGAGGAGGAUCCGGAUGGGACAGUAUGAGUUCCCCAACCCAGAGUGGGCUGAGGUUUCACAGGAAGGAAAAGAUCUCAUCAAUCAACUUCUGAAGACGGACCCCAAUGAGAGGAUGACCAUCGCACAGUUCAUGAAACACCCCUGGAUCAGCCAGUCCACCGUGGUACCCUCCACUCCACUGCAUACCACCAGAGUGCUGACUGAGGAAAGGGAGCUGUGGGAUGACGUCAAGGAUGAGAUGACCAGCGCGUUGGCCACCAUGCGCGUGGACUACGACCAGGUAAAAAUCAAAGACCUGGACACCUCCAGCAACCCUCUGCUGAACAAGAGACGCAAGAAAGCCGCCGCAGGCGCCAAGAGCAGCUCCACCGUGUGCCAGAGCCAGUGAGACUGGAGGAGGGGCGAAGCACAUCACUUUACAUGAUGGAGAGACGGUUGAGGGCUGACGAAGACGAACCCUGGACGGUGUUUAAGAGCCGUCUUUUACACGGAUGGUGCAGUCUGGAUGUGUCAAAGCUAUGCACUAGUGCCUCAAUCACACACUCACACCAGGACGUUCUGGUCUCUUGUCGGAAUAUCUUCUGCCUUGUUUGCCUUAUUUAAGAUUUCUCUGAAAGAAAGACCUCAGUGUGGCCUUUGGAUCUGCUGCUGUGAUUCAGUGAGAUGAUGUGAAAGCUACUGUGGGGAAAGAUCCCUCUGCUUUGUUCGUGUCGAUUCUUGUGAAAUGUCCGUUCAUAGAGGUUGAGUAAAGCGCGUCCAGUGACUUAAGGGCCAAAGUUUUACUUCCUAUAAAGGCAGUGAAGCUUUAAAACUGUCAGCUGGUUAUGAAUAAAACUUUUUCAACUGAGGUUCAGUGAACCAGUAGACUGCUUGAUAAAUAUAUAUAUAGCACGGACGGAGUCGUUCUGAGAGGUGCAGCCAUUUGACUUGGACACGAUAAGGUCAUUGUCAGUAUGUUUAGAUCAUGAGCAGAGAACCUUUCCCCCAUUUUCAUCACGUGGCGGCGACGGCAUGCGUGGCACGGAGCAGAUAAUCUUGAGCACCACUGGUCUCCCUGGCUCUUAAUACGGGAUGACAGCGCAUCAUUAAUGGUGGCCCACAUAGAACACAGCGCUGGUGUUUAUUUACAGUCUGCUCUGUGGAAGAGCAAGCAAGGUGUUGGAUGGUGGAAUUUAACAGCGAAAUGACACGUAUCCUCAUGAGGAACAGCUGUAGUCGUUUUCUUACUCAGACCGUAUUGAUGACAAGCCCAGUCAUGAUGACGACACAGCUAUUACACACUGUUUGCACAAGGGUGUCGCAGACUUCUUCCUGGUUAUUUUCCAUGAAACCUAAUCUAGACAGAAGCCAGAGUGAAAACAAAAAAUCACUUAAACAGCA
This is a messenger RNA of Synchiropus splendidus (mandarinfish), 2357 nucleotides long. RefSeq names its product MAPK activated protein kinase 3 (gene mapkapk3). Gene Ontology annotation, cellular component: nucleus; cytoplasm. The record is from RefSeq and is a predicted model, not a curated record. The transcript is spliced from 10 exons. Gene Ontology annotation, molecular function: calcium-dependent protein serine/threonine kinase activity; calcium/calmodulin-dependent protein kinase activity; calmodulin binding. Lineage: Eukaryota; Metazoa; Chordata; Actinopteri; Syngnathiformes; Callionymidae. Gene Ontology annotation, biological process: toll-like receptor signaling pathway; peptidyl-serine phosphorylation; intracellular signal transduction. The coding region runs from base 193 to 1365 and encodes 390 amino acids.